AUAAGUCCUGCCUGUCUUUUCGGAGGUGUGGAAAUACGCGACAGCACGCUCGGAGCGUUCACGUGAACGUUGAAUAAUGGUCGUUUUCACGUGUUUUGCAAGCGGACCGUCUCUCCUCCUCCUCCUUCUCCCUCACAGCUGUUUGCACAGUUGUGUGAUAUAACCGUAACUCUCCUACAACAGUCCCACGUACGCCGACCCUGGUUGCCAGCUACGGAAUCCGUCACGCCCAAAAAACGACAAGCAUGUUGGUCGAUAAGGUUCCUGACACUCCUGUGGAAGUCCUUGUGGACUUGUUAACAAAAGCCAAAGACAUAGCUGCAGCAUGCGGUUCCGUACCAGAGGACCUGAAAAUCCACCUGCAGAAGGCUCUGGACAUGGCAAGUGGACUGGAUGACUAUUUGGAGAAGAUGACCACACAAGAAAGCCAACCCCUGGCAGAGCUUUAUAAGAAAACCAUGUCUCACGACUGGGAUCGAGUGUACGAGGAGGGCAAGACGAAAUUCCGGCUUCCCAAAGAGUGCAUCACUGGGCACGUGGAGGGUCAGACCCUUAAGAUGCUGGUCCACAUGAGUCACGCCAGCAGGGUGCUGGAGAUCGGGAUGUUCACGGGCUACGGGGCCCUGUCCAUGGCAGAGGGGCUGCCCGAGGACGGCUCCAUAGUGGCCUGCGAGCUAGAGCCGUACCUCAAAGAGUUUGCGCAGCCCAUUUUCGACAAGUCCCCGCACGGUAAGAAGAUCACCGUCAAGACCGGAUCUGCCAUGGACACCCUGAAGGAACUGGCCGCUGCCGGCGAGCAGUUCGACAUGGUUUUCAUUGACGCUGACAAGAAUAAUUACAUUAACUACUACAACUUCAUCAUGGACAACAAUUUGCUAAGAUUACAAGGGGUCAUAUGUAUAGACAACUCACUGUUCAAAGGAAAGGUUUAUCUAAAAGACACCACAGAUAGCAACGGACUGGCGCUUCGAGAGUUCAAUCAAUUUGUCUCGGACGAUCCACGAGUGGAGCAGGUUAUCGUCCCUCUUAGGGAUGGCAUCAGUCUAAUUCGGCGGGUGUCAGUGACCUCCGAGCGCUCGCUCGCUCAGUGUGAAAUAACAGACGACGAGGUUUUCCGCGGGGUCAAAGGCCGACCUGUCCUGGAUCGGAUGCGGCUGGAUGGGAAGGUGGCCUACGUGACGGGCGGCGGGCAAGGCAUUGGCCGAGCGUUCGCCCACGCCCUGGGAGAGGCCGGCGCCAAGGUGGCCGUGGUGGACCUGGUUCCAGCUAAAGCUGAGGCAGUUGCAAAGGAGCUAUUUCUAAAGGGUAUCAACGCUAUUCCCGUCUCGGCCGACAUCAGCAAGCCGGACGACGUCCAGAGGAUGGUGGACACCGUCGUCUCCAAAUGGGGAGCGAUCCACAUCGCCUGUAACAAUGCUGGCGUCAACAAGAAUUCAGCGAGCGAAGACACCAGUUUAGAGGAGUGGGAUCAAACCUUUGGUGUGAACCUGAGGGGGACCUUCAUGUGCUGUCAGGCAGCAGGUCGAGUGAUGUUAAAGCAAGGCUACGGAAAGAUUAUCAACACAGCCUCUAUGGCCAGUCUAAUAGGUUCCUCCAGAGGCCCGGCAACACUUCAUCAGCAGUAUAGCCAAAUAGCCAGUAAAACGGCGUGCCAUAUGGGCCCCGCUCCCAACUGCAAGGGGCAAUCUGUAAAACAGGAGCACGCUGUCCCCCAUCCUCAGAAGCAGCUCUCCUACAACACGUCCAAGGCCGGAGUGGUCAAACUGACCCAAACCCUGGGCACUGAAUGGAUUGACAGAGGAGUCCGUGUCAACUGCAUCUCACCGGGGAUUGUUGACACCCCUCUCAUCCACUCGGAGGAUCUGAGGCCUCUGGUGCAGCGCUGGCUGUCAGAUAUCCCCGCUGGUAGACUGGCUCAAGUGACAGACCUGCAAGCUGCAGUGGUCUACUUGGCAUCUGACGCCUCCGACUACAUGACAGGGCAUAACUUAGUCAUAGAGGGUGGGCAAAGUCUGUGGUAGAUUGCCGCAGACGGACAGCUGAAAACUUCUCUCCCUCUUCACUUUCGAGUGAGCCACCUUAGAGAUAAGUAGCAUUCACAUUAUCUGCUCUAGACAUGUUCGCCGAAGCGUCAUUUGAAAUCUUUAAUGGUGCGAUGAGCAAUCGAUUAUUACUUUGUCAGUUGCACAUCCCGCGAAGGUUGUAAAUCCUACCACUUUGAAACUGUUACAACUCAGCUUUUUUUUUUAGAAUUGAUAUUUCAACAGCUCCAGGUCUUUUUUUUUUACACAUGUUGGAACCAGGUCUGAGAAGUUAAGAGCAGCCAGAAGAAACUGUAGCUUUCAAAUCGUGCCUGUACAUGCUUAUAAAUGUCCUUAAGAAACAGAUUUUAUAUUUUGUUGGUUGCAGCUAUAUUGUAUUUGCAAGUGUUGCCAGCAGAGAUGAGUUGUAAGAAAAAGACUAGUAUUUGUACUAUGAUACACUGAAAUAACUUUACAAUAAAUGUCACGGUGUUUGCUGCA
Molecule: messenger RNA, 2522 nt
Organism: Menidia menidia (Atlantic silverside)
Lineage: Eukaryota; Metazoa; Chordata; Actinopteri; Atheriniformes; Atherinopsidae
Source: the annotation of a GenBank genome assembly